This is a messenger RNA of Diorhabda sublineata, 3332 nucleotides long. RefSeq names its product alpha-2C adrenergic receptor (gene Octalpha2R). NCBI's taxonomy places the organism in Eukaryota, Metazoa, Arthropoda, Insecta, Coleoptera, Chrysomelidae. The transcript is spliced from 7 exons. Gene Ontology annotation, biological process: adenylate cyclase-activating adrenergic receptor signaling pathway. Gene Ontology annotation, molecular function: G protein-coupled amine receptor activity. The record is from RefSeq and is a predicted model, not a curated record. Bases 386 to 2041 code for a protein of 551 amino acids. Gene Ontology annotation, cellular component: membrane.
GACAGUGUGCCGCCGUGUAUCCAGGAGCUAAGAUGCUAAAUAGCCAGCUCCUUUUUGAAAAACUCGCCGACUUAGAGGACGAGGAUCCCGCGGACUAUUGUCACAUGGGCCUCAAAGGAGGCACCAAAUCUAACAUUUUUAACUUCUAGAUAGUGCGUGUUUUUGCGAUAUAUGUUCUAUCUGUUUGUACAGAAAUAAGAAAAUUCAAAUUGUAUAAUUUCGUUUUGGUAAAAUUUUUUUCGGAGUUUUUUCGACGCCAUUCGAGCGCAGACUUCGGGUCAAACGGGUACUGUAUAUAGUGUAUUUAGGGACCAAACUAUAUUUAAUGUGCAUAUAACUAAUAGGUACUAGUUGCUUAGGAUAUUCACAAAGUGCAAGAACUAAAAUGUCGCUAGAAACUCCAACUUCAACAGCAAAAUUACCAUUGUGUUUUGAAGAUCUAUUUUACCAGUGCGAUGUCAGUGACGUGAAUGGCAAUAUAUCCAACCACACUUUAUCAGUUCCUCAUUAUCCAAGUGGCUACACUAUAACUCAAAUCGCAGUGGCAUCCAUUGUUGUUACCGUUCUCAUGAUAGUGAUUGUUGUGGGUAACAUGUUGGUUAUAAUAGCGAUAAGUACUGAAAAAGCUCUAAAAAACAUUCAAAACUGGUUUAUAGCUUCUUUGGCUGUGUCGGACUUUUUUCUCGGAUUAAUAAUUAUGCCGUUUUCGUUAGCCAAUGAGUUGAUGGGAUACUGGGUGUUUGGAUUGUGGUGGUGUGAAAUUCACUCGGCAAUGGACGUACUGCUCAGUACCGCAUCCAUAAUGAAUCUUUGUUUGAUUUCUCUAGAUCGGUACUGGAGCAUAACGCAAGCCGUUGAAUAUUUGAAAAAACGAACUCCAGUGAGGGCUAUAGUGAUGAUUGCAGCUGUCUGGGUAUUGUCUGCCUUAAUAUGCAUUCCACCAUUACUUGGCUGGAAAGUAGCAAGACCAAAAGAUGAACAGUAUCCUAAAUGCCAGCUUAGCGAAGAACCGGGAUAUGUAGUAUACUCGGCGUUGGGAUCUUUCUACAUUCCAUCUUGUAUCAUGGUAUUUGUGUACAUACGAAUUUACUACGCAGCAAAAGCUAGGGCCCGCAGGGGGAUUCGUAAGCCACCUCGAAAACAACCUCAGGAUGCCGUCACCAGCUUUUCUAACAGCCCUGGGGGCGCUAGAAACGGUACGACUGAAAGAAGCGAAGGGUCUGCAGGUGGUUCCAUAGUUGAUAGAAACAGCAAUAACUCGCCGCAUAAUGCUGAGAGCCAAAUUGCCACUAUUGAAGCCCAUCCUAGACCUAUGACCAUUCCAACUGUCACGUGUGAUUUAGCGUCAGAUAUUUCCACUAGCGACAAUGCAGAAAAUACACAGGAUGGCCAAGACCAAAAAGAUACUUUGAAAGUUUUCAGCCCAGGUCCUUGCCAAUUAGUUCGCAAUCCUCUAGCGCAGUGUCAAUUUAGCGGCUCCACGUUGUCGGUCAACGGUGAACUUCAGCAACAAGCCGCAGCUUUCACUCGUAACAGACAACCAUCAAUGGGCAUCGAAACCGACAUGGUUAGCGAAUUCGAUCCAAGUAGUUCUGAUUCGGGUGUGGUUGCUCAAUGUGCCGCUAUUAAACCACUCAAGCUGAGACUUUGUAAACCGAUAUUUGGUCGUAAUAAACAUCAUACGUCACGUAGCAGAAACGAAGAAAAACCUCCCAAAUCACCCACAAGUGAACAAGCUUUAGUGGAAUACGUAGUACCGCGUGUUAACAAACCUAAAGAUCCCGAACGGGAAAAAAGACGAUUAGCGCGGCAGAAAGAAAAAAGGGCAACUCUAAUUUUGGGGUUGAUUAUGGGUUCCUUCAUAGCUUGUUGGCUACCGUUCUUUUUUAUGUACAUAUUGAGGCUAGCUUAUCCUUUCCCGCAGAUUGCUUUCUCUACUGCCUUUUGGCUAGGUUACAUGAAUUCGGCACUGAAUCCAGUCAUAUAUACAAUUUUCAAUAAGGAUUUCCGAAGAGCAUUCAGGAGGAUAUUAUUUAAGUGAUGUAUGUCCUAUGUGUGCUGCUAUAAGUGCGUUGGUAAUAAAAUCCGUACCGCGCAAUUUCGCAGCGCACCUAGCGCCUUAUAUCGACAUUGAACCUAUUUGACAAUCCUUGUCUCCUACUCACAACUAGCUUUAAUUCAGUUUAGUUUUUAACUUACAUCGUUAUUAGUAGAAAAUAUUUCAGUAACAUUACAUGACACAAUUGAAGUUAUUGGGUGUUGUAUUUCCCGUUUACCUGAAUUAUUUGAAAGACAAUAUUCACUAUUAAAGUAAUAAAUAUUCCUCGCUUUUAUGUUGAGGGCAAGAAAGUGUCAUAUUUUUUUCCAUACAAUCGCAUUUCUGGUACCGCAAAUAUGUUUGAAAAAUCUGAAAAUUACCCAUACCACACGUUCUUAAAGUUACCGUGACUGUACCAGAUUCCAUCUUAAUAUGUAUCUUUCAACUAGACCCUAAAAAUGUCUUUCCAUAAUCCCGAUUUUUCCGAUUUAUCAUUAUCAGCUAUCGCCUCAAGAGACAGUGAGGAAUUCGUAUUUAAAGGCAGUACUUGGAAAUCUAUUAUACCCAAGAUCCAAAGAGCAUUCUCAGCUAAUCAAGUAUCUAAAUGCAUUUUGAAAUAUCAAUGGAAAUCGAAAGCCAUAAUAUAUGAAUAUUAAUAAAUCUCCCAUGACUACAUCGAUUUUAGACGGGAUAAGCCACAAAUACGACUUGGUGUUUAUUUCUUUUUAUUACAACUUAUACAAUUCCUCAAAUUUAUGGUUAACAAUUAAAUUAACUGCACUUUCGUAGCAGCCAGAAAAAUGCUUCUUCAUAAGUUGAACUAAUUAUAUUAUUAUUAAUGCCAAUUUAAAUAGAAGCUUUUGUUCCAUCAACAUUUAAUGUUAAAUUAUUCUCUAAACCCCUUUAAAAUUUAUAUAUAAAGUAAAUAUUUUAUUCCAAACGAACGACACAAUGAGAUGGGAGGAUUGUAUAUGCAGAUAAAAUUAAAAUGAAUUCGAAGAUGAAAUAUUUUCUGCUGAUAGUAUUUGACAAAAUAUUACUCGCAAGCACCUUAAAAUUGGGACGUACUGUAAGUAAAAAUAAAUAAUGUAUAAAUGGCGAAUAAUUUAUUAAUAUAUUCCAUCACCUGUGAGUUUCUAAAUUUUUGUUUAUAAUUCUUAUGUUAGCUCAAAAUUGGUUGAAACUAUGAAAGUUGAAUAAAUAAGUAAAGUAGAAUGACGAUAAAAAUUGAAAUCCCAAAUCUAUUUACAAUCAAGAACUGUAAUUGUGAUUGUGAUAAAUACAAAAAAACAAA